CCGUCGCGACGCGGUACCAACAGCUGCUUCGCUCCCCGAAACCCGAACGUUACAUCGCCCGUUAGACUAGUUACAGUUUUUGGUUACAACGGGCCGGAAGCGUCGGUCAGUGUCGUCUUCGCAAAAUUUUAACAAUGACUUCCCAGCGCCAAAUCACGGUACUGAUCGUCAUCGCCGCUGCAAUAUCUUCGUCGAAAUGCUGGUCAAACGAGAACUCGGAAAUUGCAAAGAUACUCCACAGACCUAUCAGGGAAUUGACUUAUCCUAGCUCCAGCACUACGGGUAUCUUCUUCGCCGUUGCCGUCCCGUUAUCCGACCCAGAACACUCCAUAUCGUUGUCUUACUUCUUUGAAGCCAACUACGAUCUCCCGUCAAACUUCUCCUAUUACGACCCGCUGCUUCUUGGCCGAAGGACGCGACGGAGCAUCGACAGGGAAACAGUCUACCGAGCAUUGGAAAGCAAAUUCGAAAGCGCCGGAUUUCCGGGACGCGACUGCCUUCUUCGUUCAAUUUGCGAGACGUCGGAAUGGCCCAUUCGACACAACGGAAUAUUGGGGGAUGUGAUGCACGUCAUCCUCACGCCUUCGUCAUCCCAAAAGGAAGAUCUUCCCGAAGAAUUCGCCGAGGCUGAACGAAUCGGGAUGAACGGGACCUGCUCAAAAUCCUACCCGCUUUGUCCAGUGGGGCUUUUCGACUUGGUUGGAAACUUCAUUAGUCUAUAGCGAAGGUGGUGAACAACCAAUGUAGCCCCACGACGAGAGUUCUCGUCCUUAAACGGAGGGCGAAACACGGUGGCCACCCUAGGACACGUCGUUAUUUUAACUCAGCGUCUUCUUCUCUCGUCUCCUGGUCGAUUCCUCAACGGCCUGACACUGAUGGACAGAGUCCAUGCCCCAAGGAUCAGCAGAAUUCAUUCGUUACGGAUCUUGACUCGCUAUUGUUUGAACGUGCAACAAAUGCGGUCACUCUCGCUGUGAGAACCCCGUGGAUAAGACACUCUGGCCAAGCAUCGUCAUUUAUAAGAGUUGUAAUUAGGGAUUAUUCAGUAAUCGUUCUUCCGAGGGGAGAAAUUAUAAGAGGGUGAGAAAAUAUACGAGGUAUAAAGCGGUCUCACACUGUGCGCUGCAGUAUAUCAAACACAAGGAGAAGAGAAAGAAACGAUCGAUUUUAUGAAGCUAUGACGACGUCUUACUUGAUCCUCAAUAACUUUUAUCCGAAACGUUUUAUACCUCUCUUAUUAAGGCGUAACGCUGCGAGAAGCUGUUGCCUCUCCUGUACUUACUCGCUCGAUAAAAAGGGUGCAGAAGUUCGUCGGCUAUUGUUGAAUGAAGUAUUGUUGAUUCUGAUACUUUUUCGAUCGAUCUCGCCGAACAAGAUUUCCCACUUUCCAGAGUAUAUUAGAAGUAGACGGAAACGUUCUAUAGGCACUAGUUUAUCGACGUCUCUUUCACUUCCUGUGAUGUACUUCAGACAUUGUAAUAGAGUCAUACAUUCGACCAGCCAAACAGAUUCACGGUUUGUUUCGUUCAAUGACCCUUUUUAUCGCCUGUGAAAAUAGUUCGGGCGCUUGGUGCGAGUAACGCGAUUAUUAAUUCGAAUUAUUUGUGAAUAUGAGAGUAAAAUGAAUGAAGAU
Messenger RNA from Neodiprion fabricii, 1633 nucleotides. RefSeq lists its product as uncharacterized. The record is from RefSeq and is a predicted model, not a curated record. Bases 135 to 722 code for a protein of 195 amino acids. Lineage: Eukaryota; Metazoa; Arthropoda; Insecta; Hymenoptera; Diprionidae. The transcript has 5 exons.